AUGGCAGCGAAAGCCAAAACACUGGUUAAAUUAAAACCAAUCACUGGCCGAAAUGAAGAGAAAAAAGCUAUUAAUUCAACAAAAAAAAUUCCUCCUGUUCAAUUAAAUGAUCAACCACAAUUAAAACCAAUUACAAUAAAUAUAUCAGAAUUUAAUCGAUUAGUUAUUGGAGAUUUUACACAAGACUUUUCUAAACAAGCAUCACGUCUUUUUAGAAUUUUUAUUAGUUCAACUUUUUCUGAUUUUAAAAUCGAAAGAAAUGAACUUUAUCGACGAGUAUUUCCACCCAUUAAACAAAGAUGUGCACAACUUGGUUAUGAAUUUCAAGUUGUUGACAUGAGAUGGGGUGUUUCCGAUACAGCUGAUAGCGAUCAUACAGCUGAUAUAAUGUGUAUGGAUGAAAUUCAUCGAUGUAUUGAUCUAUCAGUUGGUAUUAAUUUUAUUUAUUUAAUUGGUAAUCGUUAUGGUUACAUGUAUUGUCCAGUUGAAAUUGAUGAAGAUGAAUUUGAAACGAUUCUUGAAGUUGCACGUGAAGAAAAUAUAGAUAAUAUUGAUCUUAUACAAAAAUGGUUUCAACUUGAUAAAAAUUCUUAUCCAUCGAAGUAUGUUUAUGUUCCAAUUACAACUUAUUUUAAACAUUUUGAAGAACAAUCAAUUGAACAACAAGAAGAAAAAAAACAAUGGCAAAUUGAAGAAAAAUCUUUAUUAAAAGCAUUACGAGAAUCUGUUGAUAAAGCAUUUCAAAAGAAAAAAUUAUCUUAUCAACAAACUAUGAAUUAUUUUCAAUCAAUUACUGAGAGAGAAAUACGUCGAGGAACAAUGGAAAAAAAUCGUUCCAAUGUUAUUGGUAUUGUUCGUGACUUUUCAAAUCCAAUUAUUGAAACAGCCAUAGAUGCAAAAUUUUUUGGUUAUUCAACAAAAACUGAACGUAUAACUAAUUCAAUAGAUCAAUUAAAAACAUAUUGUGCUAAAGUAACACCAGCAAAACAAUUUAAAAAAUUUCUUGUACCAUGGAAAUCUGGCGGUUUAAAUAUAACAAAUGAACCAUCUCAUCGACAAUAUAUCGAUGAGUUCUGUACAUUUUUAACAUCAACUAUCAUGGAAUUAAUUGAAAAUACUUGUCGUACAAUGUCAAAUAAAACUCUUUCACCAUUUCAUGAAGAGCUUCUUCAUCAUGCUAUAUUUUCUCGAGAAAAAACGAAAUUUUUUUUCGGUAGAGAAGAACUUUUAGCUAAUGUUCAUUCACGUAUUGAAUUAAAUCGUCGAAAUAUCUCAACACCAAUUGCUUUUGUUGCUGAAUCAGGUAGUGGAAAAACAUCAUUUAUGGCACGAUUAGCACAAGAGUUACGUGUAUGGUAUCCAACAAGUGUUAUAUUCAUACGAUUUUUGGGUACAUCAGCACCAUCAACAAAUAUUGAAUCAGUUAUACGUUCAUUAUGUACACAAUUGAAAAUUUUAUAUGGAAAUGAUGAUGAUAAUGAUGAUGAUGAUGAUGAUGAUGAUAGUUCUUUAACAUUUUCAUCACUUGUUCGAAUAUUUCAUGAACGAUUAAAAGCAAUAUCAAAAAGACGUUUAAAAAAUCUUAUAAAAAGAUCUCGACCAAAACCAUUAUUUAUUUUAUUAGAUGCUAUUGAUCAACUUGAAGAUACAUCUAAAUAUUCAUUUCAAUUUGAUUCAUGGCUGUUACGUUAUUUACCACGUGAUGUUCAUAUAUUUUUAUCAUUUAUACCAACAAUUGAACGUUUUAAUUUAAAAGAUUUAUUUUUACAAUUCAUACGAAAUGACGAUUCAACAUUAUUUACGAUACCUCGUCUCCGGCCAAAUGACUGUGAAGAUAUAAUUCGAAAUUCUUUACAAUCAUAUAAUCGACAAUUAACAUCUGAACAAUACAUAUACUUAUUAGCAACUGUAGAACAAAAUCCCAAACCUUUAUAUUUAAAAUUAUUGAUUGAUAUUGCACGACGAUGGACAUGUUAUCAAAAACAAUCAUUACAAAUAACACUUUCAUUACCUGAGACAAUUGAAGAUGCUGUUGAACAAUUAUUUGCACGUUUAGAAAAUCGUCAUGGUAAAGAAUUUGUUCAAUAUUCACUUGCUUAUUUAGUUUAUGGUUUAAAUGGUAUAUCAGAAAAUGAAUUAGAAGAUUGUUUAUCAAUAAAUGAUAUUGUUUUAAAUGAAAUUUAUUCUCAUCAUGAUCCACCAAUACCAAAUGCAAUACAUGUACCAUCACUACUUUGUCAAUCAUUUCUUUAUUCAAUAAAAGAAUAUAUAAGUCAUAAACAUAUACAUAAUAAACAUAUUCUAUCAUUUUAUCAUAGAAAAUUUUCUGAAUCAACAAGAAAACGUUAUAAACAUUUACGUGAACAAUGUCAUGAACAUCUUAUUGAAAUUUAUUGUAAUGAUCAAACAUCAUAUAAACGUACAAUAAUAUUAAAGAAACGAAAUAAUAAAAUAUUAAAUGAUGCUGAUCGUUUAAUUAAUACACAAAUAACAAAUAUACUUAAUAAAAGAAAAUUGAUAUCAUUACCAUAUCAUUGUUUAGAAUUUGGUUUUGAAAAAGAUCAUUUAUUACGAUCAAUAUGUUUAUUCAAUUUAAAUUUUCUUUCAUGUCAAUUAAAAAGUCUUGGUCAUACAAUAUUUCUUGAUACAAUAAGAUAUUGUUUACGUUUAAGACCCAAUUGGUUUGAUUUGAAACGUCUUUAUCGUGCUAUAUGGUCGAUUGAUGAUGAAUUUAUUAAAGAUUCUGAUGUUUCAUUAAUACUUGCAGAACAAAUACUUGGUUUUAUUGAUGAUGAUCAAACAAGUCAAUUAUAUGAUGAUAGUAAUCAAUUAAAUACAAAUAAUGAUCUUGAAAAACUUAUUCAUGAUUGUCGAAAAUAUUGUAUCGAACAUCAAAAUUCAUUUUGUUCAUUAUAUGCUGGUUUUCCACAAGAAACUGGUGCAUUAGCAUGGAGUUAUUCACCCGUAACACAUAUUUUAUAUACUAAUGAAUUUUAUACACUUGUUCUUCUUGAUGGAACACAAGAUGAAGAUGAAACACAUUUUAUUCAAACAUCUACAGUUGCUGUGAUUAAUUUACAAACAGGAAAAGUCGAUAAAAUAUAUUUAGACGAAAAUUUUAAUAAAAUUUGGGAUGGUUAUAUAACGAAAAAUGGAAAUAAAAUAUAUUUAUUUGGAACUCAUACAGUACAAACAUUUAAUAGUCGAACAGGUGAUAUGCUAAAUGAAAAAACAUUAUCAUGGGACAAUAAGUCAUUUUGUAAUAAAGCUUAUUGUAUGACAAGUAAUGAAGAGCAGUUAGUGGUGGCCAAUGAAUGGCGUGUUCUAGCAUUGGACGAAGUUGAUGAGAAAGCAAUUUAUCGAAGUGGUCGAAUACCAAUAAAAAAUCCAUCAUUUCAAAUAGACAAUAGUAAGAAUGUGAAAGUUUGUCUUCGAUGUAUUGGUGCUAAUGAUGAUUAUAUACUUUGUAUUAUAUUUGACGAAAAUAAUCAUGGUCUUAUUACACUUUGGUCAUUAAAUGAACAUGUUGAGAUGUUACCAAUGCGUUUUGCUUUUAUUCAUCAUAAUGAAUCGUCACCUAGUCUAUUUGAUUUGCCAUCAAAUAGUAAUGAAAUUUUAUAUCUUGCUAGUGUUAAUGGAGAUAUUCGAAUAUUAGAUCUUCUUAAAAUAAAAACUAAAACUAAAGUACUAAGUUUAUCUAGUGAUGAUAUGAUUCAACAAGUGACUAUUUUACAAAAUCAAGUAUUAAAUCGUUUAGUUUGUUUAUCUGAUGAUAUAAUAGCUAUAUCAACUGAAGAAUACAUAACUUUAUUUGAUCGAAAAAAUUUAUCAGAAAUUUUACAAACAAUUAAUCUAAAUGCACAAGUUUUUAAUUGGAAUAUGAUAAAUCAAGAUGAUCAUAAUCAAAUAUUAAUAACAGUUGAUUCAAGUCAACAAUUUAUAACAAUAUAUCGUCAAGAAAAAAAGACUUCAUCAUCAUUAAAUCAAAUGAAAAUUGAAUUUCGUUCAAAUGUUCAAUAUAUCGAAUUAAUUCAAACAACAACAAUUAUGGAUAAUGAUGAAAAGAAAAAAACUUAUAUUUUAAUUUUACUUGAUGACCAAACAAUACAAUUGCUUGAUACCAAUCAAUUAUCACAAUCAAGUUUACAACCAAAAGGAUUACUUGCUAAAAUAAAAAGUUAUAAUAUAAGUAAUACAAGUAUUACAGCAUGUGAAUAUGAUUUGAAUUGUCCAUUGUCAAUUUCUUUUUCGAAUAAUCAAUCUUCAACUCCACAAUUAUUACAUGCAUUUGAAAAUAUGAAUAUUGAAUAUAUUACUAUGCUCAAUAAUGAACAAUAUUAUGUUAUUAUUACCGGUGAAUAUAUGGUUUAUAUUUAUUCAAUAGAUAAUCUUAAUCAAAUAGUUUUUCAAUAUGAUCUCAAAAUAAAAUCACAAUCAAAUUUAUUUUCAUUACAAACAUAUCAUUCAGAUAUAAUUAUAUUUAUGUUUAUGAAUCAAUUUAUAAUUUUACAAAUAAAAUUUUAUGAUAUUGAAAAUGUAUUUAAAAUUCAGUCAGAACAAAUUUUUCCUAUUUCAAUCCGUGAUGUUCAAUAUUCACUUGAAUUUACACCAAAUAACCAUUUUCUUAUUCUUAAACAAUCAUUAAACCUUAGUAAUUAUCCUGAUCUUAAUGAUUUUCGUAUUUUUACUUGUAAUAAUCAAUUUAAAAUUUCACCUAUUCAAGAACCUAUUACUUACAUUAAAUCAAAAUUAAGUGCAAGUGGUAAAAUUAUUGGGUUUAUGACUUAUGCAUCUUCAUUUACUCGAUCGCUACUCUGGUUAGCUUAUCAAGGGACAAUAUUGUACGUUCGUCUUCCAUCAAAUUUAGCUGAACUUGAUAUACGUUCUGAUUAUCAUUGUUGGAUGCGUCAUUCUCUCGCAAUGUAUGAAAAAACAACGGAAAAAUGUAGUUUAUCAAUUAACAUAACAAGUUUAGCUGUACAAUCACCGAAUGAUUUAUGUAUAGCAUCAGGGGGUGAUGAUGGAUCGAUUGUUAUUUGGCAUUUGACAAAUAAAUAUAGUCACGAGGUCUUAGAAUCAAUUCAUAUGGAUAAGAUAACUGAUCUUAAAUUUGAUAUGAAUACAACUCGAUUAUUUUCAUCAUCAUAUGAUCGUACACUUGCUAUAUGGUCUCCUAUUAAAUUACUUCACGUUCUUCGAGUACAUAUACCUAUUGAUAGAAUUAAUCUUCUUUCUGUUUCUAAUACUCUUCUUGCUCGUGCAAAAUUCUGGGGAUUUGAUCGACUUAUGAUGUUUUAUAUUGGAAAUUAUUUGCAACAGUCAACAUCUAUAAAACAGAACACUAUUAUGAAAGAACUUCAGAAUAUGACAGAUAUUCAAGCAUGUGAUGUAGCAAGUUGGGCUUUAUAG
This is a messenger RNA of Rotaria sp. Silwood1, 5409 nucleotides long. The record is from the annotation of a GenBank genome assembly. NCBI's taxonomy places the organism in Eukaryota, Metazoa, Rotifera, Eurotatoria, Philodinida, Philodinidae.